Gadus morhua (Atlantic cod) is the source of this 2539-nucleotide messenger RNA. Its product is annotated as protein asteroid homolog 1-like. NCBI's taxonomy places the organism in Eukaryota, Metazoa, Chordata, Actinopteri, Gadiformes, Gadidae. The record is from RefSeq and is a predicted model, not a curated record. The coding region runs from base 591 to 1253 and encodes 220 amino acids. The transcript has 2 exons.
GUGUGUGUGUGUGUGUGUGUGUGUGUGUGUGUGUGUGUGUGUAAAGGAGCUGGGAUCCUCUUUGGGUAGGUCCAGUCACCAUAGAUCUAUAACUUGCCCUAUAAGAGGUCUAGUUCUGACGGACCUUCACACCAUGGGGGUGAAGGGUUUGUGCUCGCUGCUGGAGGACUACAGACAGAUCUACCAGGACGUCCCCUUCAGGGACAGCAAGCUCGUAGUGGACAGCAAAAACCUGUCCCACCUCCUCUAUGAAAUGUUCAUCCUGGACCAGAACCACGGCGAAAAUUUUGAAAAUUAUAGAAUAUCAUUUUGAUAUUUAAAAAGGAACAGUGCCAUGUCUGUGCUUUAAAGAUUGAGGAAGGAAGGGAUGAGGAGACGAUGAGAGAAGGGAAGUGAGAGUAAAGAAAGAGGGGACAGGUUUCAGUGUUUCCUAUUGAGGACUUAUUGACCUUUCAAGGGGGGUAGCAUUAAAACUGUUGCCCAUCUAUCAGUUGAGGUCCUUGAGCCAAGUCAUUUCAAUAAGAUGAAGGUUGGUCCCGCUCUUAAUGUAUUAUUGACAGGUGAAGUAAGAGCUUGACCCAUCAGUCACUAUGGGGAUACAAGGCUUGUGCUCGCUGCUGGAAGGAAACAGACAGAUCUACCAGGACAUCCACUUCAGGGACAGCAAGCUAGUGGUGGACGGCAAAAACUUGGGCCACCUCCUCUACAGAAUGGCCACCCUGGACCAGAACAACGACGGGGAGUACCUGGCCUCCCAGGCACUGAUCCAGGCUUUUUUCAAAACUCAGGACAACUGUCAAAUCAAACCAUACGUGGUGAUCGACAUCAAACGCAACCCCAGGAUGGACCAUCGAAAAACCUUCCACCAUAAGACCACUGCCCUUCUGAAGGGCAGAAAGAUGGGCAUCUAUCCCCCCUUGAUUAUGGAAGUGUUCGAACAGACGCUGAGCGACAUGGAGGUACCGCUGGUCAGGUGCUUCGGAGAGGCCGACGGCCAGCUGGCUGCCCUGGCCAGAGAGUGGUGCUGCCCGGUGCUGUCCACAGACACUGACUUCUACAUCUACGACCUUCCAGAGGGGGUUCUACCACUGGAUCACUCCCGGUGGCACACGGUGGAGACGAGUCGUGGCAUCCCCUGCAAGCGAUACACCACGUCCAGCUUCUGCACCUUCUUCUUCGACCGUCAGCUGCUGCCCGUCUUCGCCUCACUGGCCGGGAACGACUACACUAACCUCAAAAUUAACUGGGACUAAUUGCUUCCAGUGGACCGCCCUAGGAAGAGGAUAAGGGCUGCCCACCUGGAGGGCCUCCUGAGUUGGCUGGGAGCCAGGACAGACCAGAGGGCAGAAGACACCUUGACAGCAGCGAUGGAUCUCAUACCCGACACGAGUCAACAGGCACAGACGGAGGUGCAGACGGAGGUGCAGACGGAGGUGCAGACGGCCAUGCUGAGGCACGAGCUCCCCAGCUCCUCUCUGCGGGGGUUCUUCAGCGAGGGAACCGUUCCCCCGCUGCCUGCUGAGUUGUUGAGCUGCGUCCCCGACUGGGUCCGCGCGCCCCUGGCCAGAGGAGAGGUGAGCGGUGACGUGUUCAACGUGCUGGUCGAUAGGAGGAUGAUCGUGGGGAUCCAGGCGGAGCUCAGUGACCUACAGAGUGACCAACCUCACCUCGCAGCCCAUCCGGCAGGUGCUGUACGGGCUGCUGCUGGGCCUGGGGCAAGGCGCGAUGAGGGAAGUGGACCGGGUCGAACUGGAGGUACAACCGUUGGUCCAAGGAGCCGCUCAGCAGCUGACACUGGCCACUCUGCCCCAGGCAGACCCCGCUGUGAGGCUGCGGAUGUGUCUGGAAACGCUGGGCGUGGAGGAAGAGACGCUGGAGGGAGUUCCGGCUCACCUGCGCCUCCCAGUGGCUGUGACCCGCUACUGGCUGAGGAGGGCCAGCCCUGAGCCGACGCUCCUCAAAGCUCUGCUGAUGGUCAUGGUCCAAAGAGAACUGAACCGACAGACAGGAGGGACAACAGGUAGGUAGCACAUGAUGUAACUUUAAUACCCACUCACUCACUCCUCCCUACGUGUGUGUGUGUGUGUGUGUGUGUGUGUGUGUGUGUGUGUGUGUGUGUGUGUGUGUGUGUGUGUGUGUGUGUGUGUGUGUGUGUGUGUGUGUGUGUGUGUGUGUGUGUGUGCACAGGCGUAGGUGUAGGCGAGCAGAAGUUAACCAAACACAGAAAACAGCUUCCAGAUGGUGUCGUGGCUCACAGCUUCAACCAAUGGCAGGCCUCCCUGAAGGACGCCUCCCAGCUCAACCUGCUGCUCUGCAAGCCCCUCCCUGAACCCCACUUCGCCUGACACCAAGACUGUACUGUUUCUGUAGCAACGGCAUCACACCCAGGAUGAGGAAGAGGAGGAGCUGGGCGGGGCUGAAGGUCUGGAUCAGGGCUCAGAUUGGCCUAGGGCAGGGAUGGGCAACUUUCAUGAUAAAGAGGGCCACAUUUUUCAUCAUGACCAUCGGAGGGCCACAUGACUGCACACUUCAACUAAAC